UGGUAGAGAGAGGCUUAGAGAAUUAAAGAUAGACUUCAGAAAGAAAACAACUUUCUACUUCACCUUCUCUCUGACUUGUGUGUUGUACGGACAGCACAAAUACAGUACUAUCAGCAGAGCCUAUGAGAGUUAGACUGAUUCCUCCAAAUCUUGUCUCAGAAAUGAGUCCCACAGCUCCCUGCAAAGUAAUUGGUCUAAUUAGGUGGUAGGAAGAAGCUUCUUUAAAUUCCUCAGAAAUUAAGACGUGUCAUCCGCUUAACAUCUUAGCAUCUGUUACUGCCUCUUGCACAUUUCUCUACUACAUCAGUCUGAAGGAUACUUCCCUGGACCUUUCAGAGAGAGAAAAAAAAAAAAAAAAAGAAACAAAAAACCAAACAACCCCAAGCUCUUGAAACAGAGAAGAAAUUGGCCCUUUCUUCAGUGGGAUGAAGCAUGUAAGGCAUUUCACCCCCUCCUUAUUUCUCAGUUUGGUGCACGUUUGCCUGGUUCAGGCAAAUUAUGCUCCCUAUUUCUUUGAUAAUGGAGCCAGAAGUACAAACGGGAACAUGGCACUUCUCAGCCUUUCGGAGGACACACCUGUUGGUACCCAUGUGUACACUCUGAAUGGAACCGAUCCAGAAGGAGAUCCCGUGAUGUACGGCCUGGCCUAUGAAGCUGGAUCAAGACGCUACUUUUCUGUUGACAAGAACCUUGGAAAUGUUACACUGAUCAAGGAGCUUGACAGAGAGAAGGAAGAUGAGAUUGAAGUUAUUGUCAGUAUUUCAGAUGGCCUGAGUACAGUUUCUGAAAAAGUCAGGAUCCUUGUAAUGGAUGCUAACGAUGAGAGCCCAGAGUUCAUCAACACACCUUACAUAGUCCAAGUCCCAGAGAACACUCCCUCUGGCAGCAGUAUCUUUAAGAUUGAGGCGGUGGACAAAGACACGGGUUCUGGAGGAAGUAUCACCUACUUCUUGCAGAACAUCCAUGCUAAUAAGUUUACAAUAGACCGUCACAGUGGUGUCCUGCGCAUCAAAACAGGGGUCACCCUGGACUACGAGAAAUCAAGAACACAUUUUGUUGUCGUCAUAGCCAAGGAUGGUGGUGGGAAGCUCAGGGGAGACAACAAAGUGUUUUCAGCCACAACAACAGUUACGGUCAACGUGGAGGAUGUUCAGGACACUCCUCCCAUGUUCAUUGGGACUCCCUACUAUGGAUACGUCUAUGAGGAUACACUUGCGGGCUCUGAGGUCCUUACUGUUGUUGCUCUUGAUGGAGACCGAGGAAAGCCUAACAGUAUUCAUUACUGCAUCGUGAACGGAAGUGAAGGUUCAUUCGAAAUCAGCAACACAACUGGAGCCAUUUCUGUUAUAAAAAGCCCAAAUCAGCUCAAGAAAGAAGUGUAUGAACUAAAAGUUCAGGCAUCAGAAUACAGUCAGGAAGGUGACAUCUCAGUGUAUGCUUUUGCCAUGGUGACUAUACGGGUGGUCGACCUCAACAACCAUCCACCAACAUUCUACGGAGAAAAUGGUCCCCAGAACAGAUUUGAACUGACCAUGUACGAGCAUCCCCCAGAGGGUGAAAUCUUGAGGGGACUGAAGAUUACAGUCAAUGAUUCAGAUCAGGGAGCCAAUGCUAAAUUCAACCUCCGUCUUGUUGGACCUGGUGGCAUCUUCCGAGUGGUUCCCCAAACUGUCCUGAAUGAGGCUCAGGUUACAAUAAUAGUGGAAAAUUCUGCUGCUAUUGACUAUGAAAAAUUCAAGGUGUUAACCUUCAAGCUUCUUGCAAUAGAGGUGAACACACCGGAGAAAUUCAGCUCUACAUGUGACAUAGUGAUACGCUUGCUGGAUACCAAUGACAAUGUCCCAAAAUUCUCCUCUGACUACUACAUUGCCAGGAUCCCCGAGAACUCCCCGGGAGGCUCAAAUGUAGUUGCUGUUACAGCUACGGAUCCAGAUUCAGGGCUUUGGGGAGAAGUCAAGUACUCUAUUUAUGGAACCGGAGCAGAUCUGUUCCUAAUCCACCCAUCAACAGGUAUAAUUUACACCCAGCCCUGGGCUGUGUUAGAUGCUGAAGUGAACUCAAAGUAUAAUUUCUAUGUGAAGGCAGAGGACACAGAUGGGAAAUACAGCUUGGCUGAAGUGUUUAUCACUGUGCUAGAUGUCAAUGACCACUCUCCAGAGUUCAAUGAAAACAUCCAGGAAAAGACGAUGAUCAUCGGGUCGCCAGUGAAGAUAGAGGCUAUAGAUCAAGAUGCAGAAGAACCCAACAACAUCGUAGAUUAUUCCAUCAUGCAAGCAGAUCCAGCCAACGUCUUUGAUAUAGACCAAAGCACUGGGGAAAUAAAGCUGAAAUCCUAUAUCCGUUCCCUGGACAUCAUCCACAACAUCACAAAGAAUAAAGACUGCAUAUGGUCAGUGGUGGUGCAGGCCAAAGACCGAGGCUCCCCAUCCUUCAGUACCACGGCAGUUCUGAAGAUUGACAUCACAGAGGAGACUCUUCACAAAGGGCCUAUGGCCGCCUUUUUGAUGCAAACUAAAGAUAACCCCAUGAAAGCCUUAGGAGUGCUAGCUGGUGUCAUGGGCAUAAUGGUGCUGAUAACUAUCAUGAUCUCUACUGCCAUGUUCUGGCGCAAUAAGAGGUCCAACAAAAUCAUGCCGGUAAGAAGGAUCAUAAAAAAGAGACAGAUCCCGCAGUCCCGGGCAGUCAGGAUGGAGUGGCUGAAGUUCAAGAGGCCCAGCAACGCUGCAGAGAAGUUUGUCGUUGAAGACGAUGCCAAAAGCCUACACAACGAGAACAGCAACAACAACAUCCAGGUUGCCCCCGUGCCGCCGGCCGCCCCCUUGCCCCCACCACUCCCUGACCUGGCUCCCAGAGGGGACACCCCGGGGUGGCGGGUGCCAACCGUGUCCGGCUCCCUCACUCCCAAGUAUAUAAACAAGCAGCUGAAGAAGAGAGGUCAUGGCAGUGCCCACAAUGCCCUCGUGUCGGAGCUCAAAAUGAAGUUUGAGAAGAGGAAUGCAGCUGUCGGUGAGCCCCACAUCUAGGUGCUCUUGGCAGCCCCCAGAGACUGCAGGUUGUGGUUGUGCGUGGAUAUAAUUUUUGUGCUGUGGUCUUCCCCAUGUCUGUCAGCACCCUGUGAACUGAGAGCAGCUUCUCGCUGUGAUAGCCACCCCUCACCUUCUGCAAGUGUUACGUGCUACGGUGUCACCCCACCCAUAGCAACCGCUGCGGUCCGUGUCCAGUUGUGACUGCAGUUCCUUCGGCUCGUGUCCCAGUGCUGGUCCCUCCCUGCAGCUGUCUGACCAGGGUGCUGAGUACCCUCGUGCCAACCACAGUCUCCCCAAGUGAACGGGGAUUCAGGUUGCCCCCAUUUUGGAGGUCCCUACCCAGAGUCUUGGCUUUCAAACAAGGCGCUCUGCAGCCAAGGCACUGAAGGAUACCACUUCUGACCUGGUCUGGCAGGUGGGUUUGAAGUGUCCAGAAACCCGUCACUUCAGAUCCCAGGCCAGCUUUUGAAGACGUUGGCCUGGCUGUGGCACCAGCACUGAGUCCACGCGCGGGUCUUUUACAGCAGUGACAGUGCACGCUGCAAGAGGGCAGCUCGUAGCUAGUACCUGCUGUCCUCAGUGGCACCUGCUGUCCUCACGGCAUGAUGCUCUUCACAAUAGCUGGCGGAGCGAUGUGCUCAUGGCCCGAGUACCUUCACUCCCAAAAGGUAAGCAGGCAGGCUUGGAGAAGUUCUUCAUUUUCCUGCAGCUUAUGCUGGGUUUUGCCAGAGUACAUUGGCAUGAUGCUGCGCUUCGCUUUUGCCCCCGACUUCCCCGCUGAUCAGGGGAUGGGAGGGCCACCUCAGCCUUCCCUAGACCAGCUGGGGCAAGAUUUGAGGGCCGAAGUCGCUCAAUACUGCCUCUUUCUGACAAACCCCCACCACCACCACCAAACGAGGGGGAGGCCAGCCGGAGGCAGCGGGGAAGACAAGGUAAAACCAAGAGAAAAAUGAUAAGUAAAAAAUACGGACAAGUGCUGGGAAGUCGCAUAUGUCGGUCAGGGAAGUGUCUAGAAAGAUCAUUUGGUUUUGUACACUUCCAGCAAAAGGUGUCAGGGAAUGUAUUUCAUCACCUCUCCUGGCUUGCUCCAGGGACUGGUGAGUGCAAAAGGAGGUUUCCAUAAAAUAUUCUGGUUUGUCCUAUCAGUAUUUCUGAGUGAAUUAUGUGACAGUUAACAGGCUGGGGGAGCAGCUGACACCUUUUUUCCUGUUACGUGACAGUAAAAAGGCACCGAAGGCAGAGCACUUUUUUCACUGGAUCUACCCCACAGUUUCUCCCUCACGUUCAUUUCUGAGGAGAUGCUUUUCAGCUGGGCCUGGCUGUUUCCCGUCCCUUGGGGAGAAGGCAGCAUGCGGUGGGCUGGCUGGGGAGCAGCACCCUGCACCCUCUGCCUGAGCCCUGGCCCCGCAGGGCAGCUGUGCUAGCAUGGAUCGGCACCAUGACCACCAGGAUGGGGAGCAAACCCUACAGGACACUGUGUUAAUUCAAGGGGCUCAUAAGACUCUUCUCCAGCUGUCAUUUCAGCUGGACCAUCAGACCUGGCCCCCAGGGGCUCUUAUUCCCUCACCCCAUUAGCUGGUGUAAUUCCCUUUGUUUGCAGCAGGACUUCAUCAGCUUAGGGGAUAGCUUGGUUGAAUGAGAAGUUACCCACUUAGGGGAUAAAUCUUGUGGUUUUUAACUUCUGUUCAAUCCACCUACAAUCCAGAGGGCUGACCAUAGCUCAUGUCACCUGCGGGCUGAGCCAGGAGCCGUAGCCAAGAGGUGCAGCAGGGUCGCGGCUGGGGGGCCGUGGCAGCAGCGCUGCUCCCAGAGUCCCUCCUGCCGCAUCUUGUUUCCUCCAUGGUUUUAUUGCCCACCCCUCCUCCUAGGGCUGUGUAGUGUGAGGCCCAGGCUCCCGUUGUCCUUGUCCUUGUCCUCCAGCCACCAACCGGUGGGAGGGAGGGGACGUGCAGCCCUCGGCUCCUCGCCCGGUUCCCCGCACUAGCACGCACCUUCUGCUGGUUGUGUCUCCGCCAGGUUCUGCAAUGCUUCCCGAGGUACCAAAAGCUUGUGAUUUAUGCCCCAUACUACUGUUUUCCCAAUGUUGUGUUAAGCCAGUAUUCUCCAAUGAGGAAAGCCUAUAAAGACCAUUCAGUUAAGUGAGAUUUAACAGGAAUUAUAGGCUUAUAGUCUUAGAGAUUAUAUUUAAGAGGGAAUAAAGAUGUUUUAUUACUAUAUUGUGAGAAUUUUUUCCAGUUACUCUGUAUUUCAACUUCAGGGUUUG
This is a messenger RNA of Phalacrocorax carbo (great cormorant), 5289 nucleotides long. Lineage: Eukaryota; Metazoa; Chordata; Aves; Suliformes; Phalacrocoracidae. The record is from RefSeq and is a predicted model, not a curated record.